GUUGCUAGUAGCAACCAGAAGAGAACACAGCCGACUACGCAAAGUGCGUAAAUCGACAGCGGUGGUUGGUUCAGUCAUAACAGUGGAGCAGGCUCUCUGUAACUGGGCGGUGGUAUUAGCAGAGUGGACAAUAACGUGGAAAAAUGGCGAGGCGGAGGAUCACACAAGAAACCUUUGAUGCUGCUGUCCGGGAGAACAUGGAGGAGUUUGAGAUGGAUCCUGAUGAAGCUUUGAGGGAAGCUGUGGAGCAGUUUGAGUCUCAAGGUGUUGACCUCAGUUGUAUUGUCAAAGCUGUACCAGCUGUGUCAUCCGAUGAUAAACAAGAAGAGCAAACGCAUGAGGUCUUACAGGUGUUGGAGGCCCUACGGAUUGGAAAAGACUCUGCUGGUGUUACAGAGGUCACAGCAGAUAUAAAAUGCUUCACUGAGCAAUGUUCACUUGGAUUUGCUCAGAGGUACCUGGCUGCUCAAAAAGAUGCCUACCCCAUAAUCCUAUCGUACUGCAAAAAGAGUGUGGAGGAACGGGAAGCUGUGUUGGCCGCCGUGUCUGCCCUGGCUGCACUGACAGAUGGACAGCCAGACCUGUUAGAUGCAGAGGGCCAGAAGUUCCUUUUAGACGUCCUGAAGAAGUACCGGGCAGAUUCCUCUGUGACGUGUGUAGCUAUCUGCGCAGUACGUCACUGCUGUUUGAAACACGAACAGAACAGGCAGGAUUUGGUGAAAGGCGGCGUCCUGCCUCUGCUAACCGGUGCUGUUACACAGCACAGCGGAUGUGCUGCGCUGGUUAAGGAGGCCUCUGCAGCGCUCAGGGUCAUGACCUUUGAUGAUGAUGUCCGAGUUACGUUUGGGCACGCUCAUGAACACGCCAAGAUUAUUGUUUUAGAACACAAUGGACUGAAGGUCUUAAUUGAGGCUGCGAAAGCUCACACUGAUAAUACUGUUCUGAGUGAGCUGUGUGCAACUUUGUCCCGUCUGGCUGUAAGAAACGAGUUCUGUCAAGACAUCUGUGAUCUGGGAGGAUUGAAACUGAUGAUGACGCAGCUUGCAGACAACUAUGAGUCACCGGAGUUAGUUCGGCAGAUCCUGAGCGCUAUACGAGCUGUGGCAGGAAAUGAUGACGUGAAAGACGCUGUUGUCAGUGCAGGUGGAGUUCAGCUCAUUGUCAUGGCCAUGAACAAACACAUGAGCAACUCUGCUGUGUGUGAGCAGGGCUGUGCAUGCCUCUCUGUGCUUGCUUUACGUAAACCCAACAACUGCAAAGUCAUCAUGGAGGACGGAGGAACCAUGGCUGCUGUGCAGGCUAUGAAGUCACAUGCUAAUGUGGCCAAUGUGCAGAAACAGGCCUGUAUGCUGUUGAGAAAUCUGGUUUCACGUUUGCGUAACUUGAGCCAACCAAUCCUGGAGAUGGGAGCGGAGGCCCUGAUAGCACAGGCACUACAGACCCAUCAAGACUGUGGUGAUGUGGGUAAAGCAGCCCUCAGAGAUCUGGGAUGCAAGGUGGAACUACGAGAGCUGUGGACCGGCAAACAUGGCAGCCUCACCAACUGAGGGUGGAGGAGAGCAGCUCUGAAAACUUAACAUCUCUACCAUGAGUUUGCCUGAAAUUCAUUUGCCAGGCAAGAUGUCACAUUCUUAAUCCGAGCAUAAAUAUUUGUGAUGUUCGUACGUAUAGCCAGUAGUUGAAACAGAUGCACACGUGUUGAGCUGCACAUAUCUUAGACAUACUUGUAGAGUUAAGUUGUUGCAGAGGAGGAUUUUGAGGAGAGCUGCAACUAAUGAUUAUUUUCAUUUGCAAUUAGUCUGUUGAUCAUUUUCUUCUAAUUUGGUCUAUAAAAUUGUGAAAAGGCCCGUCACAACUUGCCAAAGGCUAAGAGGACAUCUUCCAACAAUUAGCUUUGUCUGACUGACAUUCCAAAACCCAAUAAUGUUCAAAUUACUUUGAUGCAAAACAGAGAAAAGUAGUAAAUCCUAACAUUUGAGAAGCUGGUACCUUGAAGUGCAUUUUUGUCUGGAAAAUGACUUAAGCGACUGAUCAAUCAUAAAAGUAGUUGUUCCAUUGAUUGAGAAAAUUGUUUAGCUUGACUUGUGCACUGCACCAAGCCAUCAGUCCCACACAACAUUUUUCCAGGUUGAAUAUAUCCUUUUCAACUUUGGUUUUUGAAGUCUAAAUAGGUCACAACAGUCCUGUUUUACAUAUUUUAUUUGCUGUUAAUAUUUCAUCUGUAACAAAUUUAUGCUGAUGAGAUGUUAAAUGUACAUUUGUGUGUUUUGUGCCAUGAGUAAAUAUAAGUGUAUUUGCUGCUAUGCAAAUAGAUUAACUGCACUGUUUUGUGCAGACUCCAUUCCCAUGUUGGCAGAGCCAAAUUUUAACAUGUAUUGACUGCCUUAUUUUGUACUGGCACUUAACAUUUCUUCUUCAUGAAUAUUAAAACAGCCCCAAGUCAAGGUUCACUUACUAGCUUUAUCUGGCAUUUUCAGCUGUAUGGCAGAGUCUUCAUCAAUGGAUGGAGUUGGCUCAGUUGUCAUGGAAAUUGAUAUGUUGACAUGUGAGCCAGGCAGCUGUUUCAUUUCAUUCAUAGCAAUUUAACCCUUCACGUCCAUGUUGGCUUUAAAGCUAAGAAUGAAAGUUAAUUGACCUUUGAAACUGUACUUGGACAAAUAAUCACCAACUCAAGUACCAUUUCAUCCAAGACGUUGUGAGUAAGUGUGAGCAAACUCCAUCUGCAGAUGAGAACCAUGUGAGACAAAUGGCAGGCCUAGGUAAAGCCAGAAUGUGGACUUUGGAGUGGGACGGGUUUUUUUGUCAAGUUUAAUAUUGUUUUUUAGUUGAUAUUUAACAUUACAAUGUUAAACUUCAAUCUCUGAAAAUAAAGAAUGACCAUUGACAACAUA
Molecule: messenger RNA, 2891 nt
Organism: Thunnus maccoyii (southern bluefin tuna)
Lineage: Eukaryota; Metazoa; Chordata; Actinopteri; Scombriformes; Scombridae
Gene: armc6
Product: armadillo repeat containing 6
Exons: 8
Coding region: 144-1547 (467 amino acids)
Biological process (GO): hematopoietic progenitor cell differentiation
Molecular function (GO): protein binding
Source: RefSeq, a predicted model, not a curated record